Molecule: messenger RNA, 5766 nt
Organism: Danaus chrysippus (African queen)
Lineage: Eukaryota; Metazoa; Arthropoda; Insecta; Lepidoptera; Nymphalidae
Source: the annotation of a GenBank genome assembly
AUGAAUCCAAAAAAAAGUAGACACACCUCUGCUCCACUUAAAUAUACCACCAUUUAUAGAUCACGGUCCAACGUAGAACGCGUAGCAGCGCUGAAAGCGCUUCACGACACCACGUCAGUGCGCAUGCGCGGCGGGAAACACGCCAAACUGUAUCUCCGCGAGUACGCCGGCGAGGAGGAGCGGCCGCCGUGCCGGGAGUGGACGCGGCCGCGGCUGCCGCAGGUGGACCGCAGCCCCUCGCGGCGCAGCCCCUCGCGGCGCAGCCCCUACCUCGUGCGGGAUGACGAGCCGUCGCCGGCGCCCGACGAACGCGGGCGCUCCGCCUCCGCCGGCGCGCACCACCGCCGACCGCGGCCAUUACGAUACCAAUCACUGGAGAGGGACUACGACCGGUCGUACGCGCCGCCGCCGCCCCCCGAAGAUGACUACUACAGAAGAGAACCGCCGCCGCUGUUCCUUGGGGAGCUCCAGUCACAGAACUCGGACCUACAGCGAGAACUGGGCAACCUCAAGAAGGAGCUCGAACUGACCAAUCAGAAGCUCGGCUCCAGCAUGCACAGCAUAAAGACCUUCUGGAGCCCCGAGCUGAAGAAGGAGCGGGCGCUUAGGAAAGAAGAGAGCGCGAAAUACAGCUUGAUCAACGACCAACUGAAACUACUCAACCAAGAAAACCAGAAACAAGCGAUGCUAGUCAGACAGCUGGAAGAAGAACUCCGUUUGCGCAUGCGCCAGCCCGCUCCAGAACUACAACAACAAUUGGAGGCGCUAUUCUCAGAAAACGAACACUUGCAGAGAGAGAUUGCCAUUUUGAGAGAUACUAUAAAGGAAUUGGAACUUCGGAUUGAAACUCAAAAGCAAACUUUACAAGCAAGAGAUGAAAGCAUCAAGAAGCUAUUGGAAAUGCUGCAAAAUAAAGGCAUGGGUAAAGAAGAGGAAAGACAAAUGUUCCAGCAAAUGCAAGCGAUGGCACAAAAACAGGAGCUCAAGGCGACGGCUGACACGCUGCGGGCGCUUCAGCUACAGCUGGAGAGGGCGCUGGCCGCGGCGGGGCUGCCAGGGGGCUCCGCUGGCGCCACGCUGACCGCCGUGCUGGAGACCAAGGACGCGCGCAUCGCCACCCUCGAGAGACAGCUCGCCCUGCUAGAGGCCGAACUACCCUCCGUAUACGAUAAACACGAACCGAAGAGACAAUUGGAUGAGUUCCGACUGGAGAUUCAGCGAAGGGAUCAAGAAAUACUGGCCAUGGCUGCUAAAAUGAAGGCUCUGGAGGAACAGCACCAAGAUUACCAGAGACAUAUAGCAGUUCUCAAAGAAUCGCUGUGUGCUAAGGAAGAGCACUAUAGCAUGCUUCAAACCGAUGUGGAAGAAUUGAAGGCUCGUCUUGAUGAAAAGAGUCGAAUGGUUGAGAAAAAAACUGCUGCGGCGCUAGCAGCGGCUCACGAACUAGCUGAACUGAGAGAUCACUCGGAGAUUAAAGAUAGGAAGAUUAACGUGCUGCAGAGAAAGAUUGAAAAUCUGGAAGAUUUACUCAAAGAAAAGGAUAAUCAAGUUGACAUGGCUAGGGCGAGGUUAAACGCUAUGCAAGCACAUCAUUGCUCAUCUGAAGGAGCUCUUUCAUCCCUCGAAGAAGUUAUUGGAGAUAAAGAGAAACAAAUACAACAACUUAGAGAACAGAGAGAUAGAGCUGAACACGAGAAGAACGAGGAGAGAGAGUUACACGAAAGAGAGAUAGCUGACUAUAAAAUGAAGUUACACGCGCUGGAAAGUGAAGUGGAAAAACUUGGCGCUAGAUUAGAAAGAGCUCAAGCGGAGAAAGAUAGGCUCGAAGCUAAGCUAGAAAGCUCUCAAUCAGAACUCGGCAAAUCAAAAGCUGAGUUAGACAAAGCUGCUAGCGAAGUAGGCAGAUCGGGCGCUGAUUGGGAAGCAGCUAAGCAAAGAUUAGCUAGACUCGAGCUGGAAAACGAACGGCUUAAACACGAGCUGGAACGAUCACAGACCACAUUCGGCAGAAGUACGCUAACUACCUCCCAAGAACUAGAUAGAGUACAGGAAAAAGCUGAUAAAUCAGCGGCUGAGCUAAGAAGAACUCAAGCAGAAUUACGAGUGACCCAAGCUGAUGCAGAAAGAAGUAGAGUAGAAGCUAGCGCUCUACAAGACAAGCUGGAAAAAUCACAAGGAGAAGUGUACAGAUUGAAAGCUAAGCUGGAAAAUGCACAAACGGAACAGGACAGCCUCAAAGAAGAAUACGAUCGCGUACAAUCCUCAAUAAGUCGUCUCCACUCAGAACGAGAUAAAGCUAUAGCUGAACUAGACAAAGCCAGAGAAGAAUUAGAGAGAACUCAAGCUACUCUAGGAAAAGCACAGCUUCAACAGGACAAGCUGCAAGCUUCAUUAGACUCCGCCCACUCUGAGAUAGACAAGCUGCAGGAAAAACUUGAUAAAUCAGCCGUUGAAGUUAGAAAGCUUCAAGUCGAUCGUGAGAAGUCAGCCUAUGACUUCGAGUCGCUUCAGUCACAGCUUGACAAAGCGCUUGGACAAGCUGCUAGACUACAGAAGGAGAGGGAUACAGCUCAACUAGACGCGGACCGGUUCAGGGAUAAGCACGAAAAAGCACAGGCUCUGGUAGCUAGAGUGCAAAAAGAACGAGACGCAGCACUAUCAGAGGCAGCGUCUUGUAGAGAAAGGGCGGAGGCAGCGGCAGCAGCAGCAAACAGAGCAGCAAGAGACAGAGACAGCGCAGCAACAGAACUAGACGUACUGAGAGAGAGAUGGGAGAAGGCUCACCAACAACACCAGAAAUUAACGAUGGAGAGAGACGACGCUCUAACUGAAUUAGAAAUAAUGAAAGAAAAGUUGGACAAGGCUUUGUAUUCAACACAAAAGACCAUCGAAGAAAAGGAAACAGCGCACAAAGAAUACGAGAAAAUGCUCGAGAAAUAUGAUAGAUCACAAAACGAAAUCUACCGACUUCAGAACAAGAUAGACAUCCUAGAAGCAGACAAAGACAGAAUUGAAUUGGAAUACGAGAAGAAUAUGCAUCUAGCUACAAAGUCACGUGAAGAUCUCAGAAAACUGCAAGACGAACUGGCUAGAUUACAGGAAAUGUAUGAUAGGGCGUCGUUACAGCUCGGCAGAACGAAAGAACAAGAAGAAAAGGCUAAAGAAGAUAUGGAUAGACUGAGCGUUGAUAUAGAAAUGGUGCGAGAUCGAUAUGAAAAAGGUCAAAUAGAACUUAGAAGAUACCAAGCGGAGAAAGAAAAACUUGUCGCUGAUAACGAACGCUUGCAAUUCGAAUACGACAGAGCGAUGGCACAGUGUAGUAAAGCACAGGCGUCGAACGAAAAGACGCAAGAGGAAAUGGCCAGAGUUCAGAUAGAACUCGAAAAAAUGUACGAUAAGCAUGAUAAAGUGUCCGCUGAAUUAAGAAAAGCUCAAGCUGAGCUGGAUAAAGUUAAAGCUGAUGUUAACGGCGCUAGAGAGGAGGCGGAGAGAUACGCGGCGCGCUACGGGAAGUAUCACGACACUAAGGAAGAACAUGAGCGGACUAAGAUUGAAGUGGAACGACUACGAACGAGGCUCGAGAAGACUACCCUCGACUUGGAGCGAGCGAGGAAGGCGGAGGAGGAAGUGAACAGACUGCGCUCCGAACUAGAACGACUGGACGGCCUGCGAGGUAAAUACACAUUCGAACAGGACAAGUGGAACACCGAACUUAACAGACUACAGGCGGAAAUAGACAAGUAUAGAGAGAAACACGACGCGGCGCAGGUUGAUAUUCAGAGACUACAAGCGGAGAAAGAACAAGCGGAGACUAAGUUACACGAAAUGAACAUACAACUAGAACUAUCUAAGAGCGAGGUUACUAAAUUGACAGCGGCCAUGGACAAACAACGAACGGACCUGGAAAGAGCUCAUAUAGAAUGCGAAAAAUUCAGAGAUAGAUGUGAAAAACUGAAACUACGAUCAGAACAGUUGGAUAAAGAUAACGAACGGCUUAAAGGAGAAUUACAACAGAUCGAAAGGAUGAAAUUGCAAGCGGUCGCUGGCGAUAAGGCGAGGACAGAAGAUAGACUGGAAAUUGAGAGACUCAGAGAUAAACUGGAGAAAGCCAUACAAGCAAGAGAUGCGACGGAAAUGGAGGCUGGACGAUUGGCCAAAGAACUAGAGAAAUCACAGAUGCAUCUCGCUAAAUACCAAGAGACUAACGAAACAUCUAGAGUGGAAUACGACAGAAUGACCAACGAGCUAGGCAGGAUGCACGAACGAUUAGAACGAACUAUACUAGAGAUGAGACAGAUAGAACAGGAAAGAGAUGCUCUUAGAACAGAAAUACAGAACACGAGACGGAAUAUAGAACAACAACAACGUACACUGGACCAUAGAACACAGGAGACGUUAGUUAAAUUACAACAAGAACUGGCUCAAUCGGUGCGAGACAGGGAAAAGAUGGCGUCCAUCUUGGAACAGAGAGACAAACAGGCAGACGCUAUAGAGAAACAGAUAGUGAAACUGGAAGCUGAUACUAAACAAUUAACUAUCGAACGAGAUCAACUAGUAGCUCAACUGGAAAAAUCUCAAGACAUGCUCGUUAACUUCCAGAGAGAAUUGAACUCUUCAGAGACAGAACUACAGAAACAAAGAGAGGAGGUGCGGAGAUUAAAGGAAGAACAGAGGAAGAUGGCGCAGGACUCAGAACGAGGGACCAAGUCCGUUAUAGAGAGUCGAGACAGAGAGAUAGCGAAGUUACAGCAACAAGUACAGAACGUGUCCAAAGAGAAGGAGAGCUAUAGACAGAGAGCAGAAAGGGCGGAGAAGGAAGCGCAGAAAGCGGCAGAAAUAGACAAAUGGAAGUCGGCCGUUGAAACCGAGAAGACGAAAGCCAUAGCGGCAGAGAGAGCGCUGUCGGAAUGCCAGCAGCGCUUACAGAGUUUAGAGAAGCAGUUCCAGAUGCAGCAGCAGCAGCUGCAACAGCUUCAAGCGCGCGGACCGUCCGACGUCAGGGAGGUCCAGAAGCAGCUCGAAGCAGCUCAAGCCGAGGCGCGCUCGCUGGCAGUCGAGCGGGAGAGAUGCCAGGCGCAGCUCGAGAUGCUCGUACAGGAACUGGAAAAGAGCCAGGUCGGUCGGAUCGAGUUCUGCCAUUGUUUAAACUCACCGCGAACUCGAUCGAAUAACAUCCUCGAUUUGCGAGAGGCGAACAAGAAGCUGCAGACAGCUGGAAACCAGAGCGCCAAAGCUGGGGAAGAUAUGGCGCAAGCUAAGAAACAGCUUCAAGAAGAAUACAAGAAGCUUGAAGACGCGAGGAAGCAGUUCGAGGAGAACAGAAGAAUGGUCGAGAACAAACGUAAAGACGUGGAGGAGAAGGAGAGGGCGCUGAUGGACAUGGACCGGCAGUUGAAGAAACGGAAGGAGCAGAUGGACCAGAUGGAAGCAUCGCUUCGGAAGGCCGGCGGUAGUACAGCAGCUGUAACAGAUCUGAACCGUAAGCUGGGCGACACGCAGAAGGAGGCAGAACAGUUACAGAACAAACUGAGGAGUAGCGAGGAGGAGUGUAAGAGACUGGCCGCGGAGACUGAGAGACUGUUACAGCUGGUGCAGAUGAGCCAGGAGGAGCAGGCGGCGAAGGAGAAGCAGGUCAUGGAGCUGCAGCAGUCCAUAAGAAACCUUCAAGCCAAAAUAAAAACUCAGCAACAAGCACAAGCACAAAGAGAAGAGGUGAGACUACGAUGUACUAUAAUAAUGAUAAUACUAGAAAUAAUAACAUACUAA